UGAAGUCGUGGAGAUAUCUGCGUAGGUUCCAAUUGCCAAAACUCACGCUUUUUAACUGAAAACCUUUUCUUGGUUUCCUUCAUCCCAAAUUCUCAGAAUGAUGAACUCCUAAAGAGAAAAAAAAAACACACAGUCACACAGUUCAUCUCAAAUCCAAAAAGAAUAAAAAAAACGCGAAUACAGGGCUUUAUAAUCCAGUUUAUAUCACAGAUUACAGUAUUAAUAAAGAUUCGAUGGCCGGCCCUUCGUUGAUGGAUUCCCUCUUCCAACGUUCAUUAGAAGAUUUAAUCAAGGGCAUCCGUCUCCACUCCGGUGCCGGCGCCGGAGAAUCGUCCACCUUCAUCUCCAAAUGCCUCGACGAGAUCCGCCGCGAGAUCAAAGCAACCGACCCACAAACCAAAACCACCGCUUUACAGAAACUAACCUAUCUUCACUCCCUCCAUGGCGUGGACAUGUCCUGGGCAGCAUUUCAUUCAAUCGAGCUCUCAUCUUCUACGAAUUUCCACUCCAAACGGAUCGCUUAUCUUGCCGCCUCACUCUCCUUCAACCCGUCAACUGAAGUCAUCCUUCUGCUCACUCAUCAGCUGAGAAAAGACUUGUCUUCCGCCAACCCACAUGAGGUGAGCCUUGCCCUGCAAACGCUUUCCUCAAUCUGUACUCCUGAUUUAGCUCGGGAUUUAACUCCCGAACUGUUUACUUUGCUCAAUAGUAAUAAGGGUUUUAUUAAAAGGAAAGCUAUUGCUACUGUUUUAAAGUUUUUUGAGCUGUAUCCGGAUUCUGUUAGGGUCUGUUUUAAGAGGUUAGUUGAGAAUUUAGAAAGUUCUGAUCCGGGUGUUGUUUCUGCGGUUGUUGGAGUGUUCUGUGAGUUGGCUGUUAAAGAACCCAGAUCAUAUUUGCCUUUGGCCCCUGAGUUUUACAAGAUUUUGGUCGACUCCAGGAAUAAUUGGGUGUUGAUUAAGGUUUUGAAAAUUUUCGCCAAGUUGGCACCGUUGGAACCUAGAUUGGGUAAAAGGGUUGUGGAGCCGAUUUGUGAGCAUUUGAAGCGAACUGAGGCAAAGUCGUUGGCUUUUGAGUGUAUCCGGACAAUCCUAACUGCUUUGAGCCAGUAUGAAGCGGCUUUGAAGCUUGCGGUGGGGAAGGUUCGUGAGUUUUUGGUGGAAGAUGAUCCGAAUCUUAAGUAUCUUGGAUUGCAAGCGCUUGCGAUUGUUGGACCUAAGUAUUUGGAUGCAAUUUUGGAGAAUAAGGAAAUGGUAAUUAAGUCUUUGAGUGAUGAUGAUGUAAAUAUUAAGCUUGAAGCCUUAAAGCUUGUGAUGGCAAUGGUAUCCGAGGACAACAUCACAGAAAUUUGUAGAGUUUUGAUGAACUAUGCUAUCAAGUCUGACCCUGAUUUCUGUAAUGAGAUUUUAGGGUCUAUCUUGUCGACUUGUUCGAGAAAUUACUAUGAGAUGAUUAUCGAUUUCGAUUGGUAUGUUUUGCUUCUUGGGGAAAUGUCAAGGGUUCCACAUUGUCAAAAGGGACAGGAAAUUGAGAAUCAGCUUGUAGAUAUUGGCAUGAGGGUCAGAGAUGUUAGACCUGAGCUUGUUCGAGUUGGUCGGGAUCUCUUAAUUGAUCCUGCAUUGCUUGGAAAUCCUUUCAUCCAUAGAAUUUUAGCAGCUGCUGCUUGGGUUUCUGGGGAGUAUGUUGAGUUCUCAAAAAAUCCAUUUGAGCUCAUGGAAGCACUCUUACAGCCACGGACCAAUCUUCUUCCACCAUCAAUACGGGCAAUAUACAUUCAGUCCUCCUUUAAAGUGUUGGCAUACAGUGCAUAUUCUUAUUUCUUCCCUGACGAAGUUGUUGCCCAAUCAAGCCAUGAAUUGGCCGGUUCAUUACAUAAUGUGGAAAGUUCUGAUUACUUAAGUGGGGCAGCAGUAACGGAUACCGAUCCAGAUCAGAGCUUUAAUCCAAGAAUGCCACAUGAAUCACUCAGAGAUAACUCUGUAGACAAGGGUAAGGAUAUAAUCACUGACUGUGAGAAUGUCCCUACAGCGUCUCUGAAGAUGGAUCGUUAUCCCCAAGAUUCUUUCGCUCAGAUGUUAAAUAUUGUAGACAUGACAUUUACCCCAUUGCUAGGUUGUCAUGAAGUUGAAAUACUAGAUAGAGUUACGAAUGUGCUCGGUUUAGUUGAGUUGAUUCGACUUGAAAUACGUGGCUGUGAAAUCCAGAAGGAAGUAGAUAAUGUGAGGGAAGAACUAAAAGCUGCUCAAGUCAUCAGACUGAUGCAUAAUGCCUUUUCCGAGGAGCUUGGUCCAGUUUCAUUGAUGGCCCAGGAGAGGGUACCUCUUCCUGAUGGAUUAGAGCUCAAGGAAAACUUAAGUGAUAUAGAUGAAAUAUGUGGUAAUUUUACAAUAACUAUUUCCAGUUCCUUCAACCUGGAAAGGCCUUGGUCCCGGGAAAAGGAUGCCAUCAUUUUGUCAGAGCAUCAAAACAAAGAAGUUGUUGAGCAAUCAAAUGAUUCAACCUCUGUGUUGACUGAGCACCGAAAACGGCAUGGGUUAUAUUAUCUUCCAUCAGAGGAGAAGGAAACAGUGUCGAGUGAUUAUCCACCUGCUAACGACCUCAGUUUGCCAGAUAAAACGAACGAUCAGACAGACGAUCUUUUUAAGCUUACAGAGCAAUCACUUGUUCCUAAGAAAAAGCCAACUGCAAAACCGAGGCCUGUGGUUGUGAAAUUGGAUGAUGGAAAUAGUAUACACAUUGUGGAGAAAAAGCCGGAGAUGAAAGAGCAUCUAAUUUCUGAUGCAGUGAGAGAUGUGCUUCUGGGGAAUGAUGCUGCACCGUCAUCAUCUCGCACUACCAAGUCUGACAAAUUGUCAAGUAGGGUAACUCGGAAGGACUUGCUAGUAAGUGCAACAGAGCAAGAUUCAACUACUCUUGGGAGGUCUGAUAAGAACUCAAGGAGGAAUAAACACCGUAGCCAUGGUAAAGAGAAGAGCCAUAAAAGUUCAACUAAGGUGGCUGGUGAUCCUGAAGAGAAAAGCAAGCCAAAGAGUUCUCAUUCUCAUGGCAAGCAUAAGUCACGGCAACGAGCCAAUAGUGCUGUGAAUGUUGCUGCACAAUCUCCGGUGAUUCCUGACUUUCUUUUGUAGCAUUUAGGAUUGGCAUAUUUAUUUUCUUUUGUUCUCUAUGACAUUUAAACUCUUUUUUCUUUUUUGCAUCCUAAUUUUGGGGUCCCUUGUUGUACAUUUUCUAGAAGUUUUUGAUAGGAAUUCUGGUGGUUUGAACUUUCUAUUCAUUUGUUGAAUUGUUUCUUUAUGUACAAAGAAAUAUGAGUUUCAGUCAAUACAGAAUGAGUGGAUCACGGAUUGAGUUCUUUUUAUUCUUUGAUUUAUCUCCUUGUUUGGAUACCUUGCUUUUACUAUUAUUCAGCAAUUACUCGAAACGUGGUUUUUAAAGGACAAGUUAACUAUUUUGCUUUUAAAGUCGCAUGUCAGAAUGUACCUACUGUGUUGGUUUAUCUUUUAUACUUAAAACUAUGUGAUUGGCAAGUAGGAAUGAAUCUGAGAUUUGAAUGGCAUUAGCUUUUGUUGAAGGUGUUAGUGGAUUUUUCUGAUGGUGCUGAAUUCAUCUCUUGGAUAUUUUAUAGUAGUGGCCAGUGGAGAAAAAAAGGGAUAAGCUUUCCCACAAGCCAGAAGUAGAUAUCAUCAGAUAGUUCAAAUGGCUGUUUUUGAAUGUAUAAAGUAUCUACCGAUUUGACUGCCCUUUUAUUUCUUAUCUGUAAUAUUUGAGUUUCUUGCUGCUUUGUAAACUUCAUUUCUGCCACAUUCAUAUACAUAUAUGUUGCUGGAUAAGCUGGUGUGUGAUUGCGUUUCUGUGUUCUGUUAUUCGGGAUUGCAGCCAAGCUGCAUAUGAAAGAUUCGGUAUCGUGCUUGGUUUUCUGUUUUACUGACCUGAUAACAUUUGGAGUAAGAUCAAGACACAAAAGCUUAUGCAUGCAUUAUCCCUUUUCUUCAACCUUUGGCCAUUUAUCGUGGACAAUAUCAGAUAUUACCUGUUGUAGUUUACUUUUUUGCUCUAGCAGCAGAAAAGGUAUGUCUGAUAUUACCUGUUGUAGUACUUUUUUGCUCUAGCUGCAAUAAAGGUUGAUGAAAUUCCUUAAUGAGGUUUGGAAAUGGAACAUAGAUGACUUUGCUGAUAGGAGUCCGCUAAUCCAUAGCCAGGAGAACAUAUGUCCUGUAAAUCUUAACGCCCAUUGUUCCUUUUGUUUUGCCUUUUGGGGGUAUCUAUCUCAUAAAUGAAGUUGGGAUUUGGCUCUGCUCUUUGCCUCAGACAGAUUAGGGGGAUCAGGGUGGGACUACCUUGUAACUUCUGUACUAUACUUUGAAUUAUCAAAUAUCUGAGUCUCUAUACUUAAAGAUUGAAUAAUUACUGUUGGUGCAAAAAAUAAUCCCUUAUUAUCAUCAAACUUCUGAUUGGCA
Messenger RNA from Oldenlandia corymbosa var. corymbosa, 4454 nucleotides. The record is from the annotation of a GenBank genome assembly. NCBI's taxonomy places the organism in Eukaryota, Viridiplantae, Streptophyta, Magnoliopsida, Gentianales, Rubiaceae.